Molecule: messenger RNA, 1690 nt
Organism: Oryza sativa Japonica Group (Japanese rice)
Lineage: Eukaryota; Viridiplantae; Streptophyta; Magnoliopsida; Poales; Poaceae
Source: RefSeq, a predicted model, not a curated record
UAUUAACCAGUCAUCGUCCAUAUUUGAAUGCGCAGCUAUAGGCUAUAGCUAGUCGAUCCAGGAGCAAAGCACAGCGACAAUCAAGCUAGCUAAGCAUGCUAAUGAUCGAUCGAGCUUCUGCUAGCAGCUAGCUGGUGCGAUCGAUCGAACAGCUUAAUUGUUGGUUGAUAAGUUUAUUAGCUUAGCAAAAGCAGGUCGAAGAUGAAAGCAGCAAGUUCGAUCUUUACGGCAUUAUCCGCGGCCGUGUUCGGCUUCUUCAUUGGUAUUUCUUUUCCUGUAGAAAUCACACCAAAGCUUCAGUAUUGUGCCUUUCUCCCUUGCGACGGUACAAACACGAACUCCAGCUCCAGCAGUGACAGCAACAACAACAUGCUCAACUUCUGGGCACCAUCCGUCAGAAACAGCACUAGUGCCCCGUCGAAUGCCACUAUUUCAGGGAACGGUACAACGACAGCAGCAGCUGCAGUGGCGAAAAAACCGCAAGGAGCGGAGAGGCUGCCUCCGGGUAUUGUUGUCCGGGACUCUGAUCUUCAUCUACACCGCCUCUGGGGCCACCCAACAUCGGACGUUGCGAGUGGCAAGCAGUACCUUGUGACGCUGACGGUGGGGUACACUGAGAAAGACAACAUCAAUGCAACUGUUCACAAGUUAUCGGACAAGUUUGACAUAGUGCUGUUCCAUUACGACGGUCGGACGACUGAAUGGGAGGAGUUCGAGUGGUCCAAGAAGGUUGUUCAUGUCAGCGCCAAGAAGCAGACCAAAUGGUGGUUUGCGAAGAGAUUCAUGCAUCCGAGCAUCGUGGCGCCAUACGAGUACAUAUUCCUGUGGGAUGAGGAUCUGGGAGUGGACAACUUCAGUGCGGAGGAGUACAUCAGCAUCGCCAGGAAGCAUGGCCUGGGGAUCUCGCAGCCGGGGCUCGACGCCACCAAAGGGAAGAGAUCACGCUACACGGCCACCGCCAGGAGGCCCGCCGGCGACAUGCACACCUCCGGCAGGUUCGUCGAGGUCAUGGCGCCCGUCUUCUCCAGAGACGCCUGGGCAUGCGUCUGGCACAUGAUCCCGAAUGAUUUGGUCCACGGCUGGGGUCUCGACCACAAUUUCUGGAGAUGCGUCGACGAGCCUGAAGAGCAUAUAGGCGUCGUGGAUGCGCAGUUCGUUGUCCAUCGCGGUGUCCCAACGCUCAUAAGCCAAGGCAACGGAGAACAAGAAGGGAGCAGUGCCAAGGUGAGAUCCCGGCAGUUUGACGAGAUGCGCACCUUCUACCGCAGAAUCGCCGACGCCGAAAAGGCUCAAGCCGACGCCACGGCAGCUGCAGCAGAUCAUCAUCGCUGAGUUAUUAAUUAACAAUUAACGUCAGCCUAGACCUCUACAUCAUAUAUAUCGUCUCGGAUGAUCAAAUUAACCAGAUUUAGUUACAAAGAGGCAGGUUCUUUGGGGGGCAAAAUUAACUAGGCUCACGAGAGCACAUAUGAACUAGUUUAGUAUACAUGGCAUGGUUAAUUUGAAAGUUAAAAAAACAUUUGACAGCCAAAGAGAUAAUGUGAGCACUUUAAUUGAGAAAUCGAAUAUGGGAUCAUGGGGUUAAAACUGCACCCUACAGUACCAAAUAUACAUCUCAAGCCAAAUAGUACUAAAAACGACUUCAAUUGAUUUGCAUUGAUUGCCUCAAAAGAAAUUUGUGUUGAUUCAA